AUGACUGGCGAAGGAAUCACCUACAAGGAUGUCAAGCACGCACACAAGCGACUCGACAAGGUCGCCGUCAAGACACCCGUGCUGUCGAUCCAGCUCGACGACACUCAAUACUUUCUCAAGUGCGAGAAUAUCCAGCGAACCGGAGCCUUCAAGUUCCGUGGAGCCUACAAUGCCUUGUCGCAGUUCUCGUCCAAGCAAAAGGCCGGUGGAGUACUAACGUACUCAUCUGGUAACCAUGCUCAGGCCAUUGCCCAUGCUGCUGCCAUGCUCGGAAUCAAGGCCACCAUCAUCAUGCCCACGGAUGCCCCUAAAAGCAAGUUGCAAGGUACCAAGGACCUGGGGGCUACAAUUGUGCCCUACGACAGAUACAAACAGGACCGUGACGAGGUAGCCAAUGCAAUUCUCACGGAACAUCCCGAAAUGACGCUCAUUCCUCCAUAUGAUCAUCCCGACAUCAUCGCAGGACAAGGUACAGUGGUCAAGGAGCUGCUAGAGGAAACAGGACCUCUGGACGAUAUCUUUGUGCCGCUGGGUGGAGGAGGACUGCUGGCAGGCUCCCUUCUGGCAGCAGAAAAACUCGCUCCAAAGUGUAAGGUGUGGGGUGUGGAGCCCGAGACAGGAAACGACGGUAAGCUGUCACUUCAAAGAGGCCAAAUCGUGCAUAUUGACACCCCGGUGACGAUUGCCGACGGUGCUCAGACCCAGCAUCUGGGAGAACUCACCUUCCCCAUCAUUCAGAGACUUGUCACGGAUAUCAAGACGGUCAACGAGGGAGAGAUGAUUGCUAUGACGCAAUGGUACGCCCGAAAGAUGAAGCUGGUGGUGGAGCCAACUGGAUGCAUGGCUUUGGCAGCGGCGUUCUCGUGCUGUGGAGGCACCCACAAGAAGCGAGUGGGAGUCAUCAUCAGUGGAGGAAACGUGGAUCUCGAUAAGUAUGCCACCUAUCUAACCACUCCGGUCGUUCAGCAUUGA
Messenger RNA from Yarrowia lipolytica CLIB122, 972 nucleotides. RefSeq lists its product as uncharacterized. Gene Ontology annotation, biological process: amino acid metabolic process. Gene Ontology annotation, molecular function: D-serine ammonia-lyase activity; ATP binding; L-serine ammonia-lyase activity. The record is from RefSeq and is a predicted model, not a curated record. Lineage: Eukaryota; Fungi; Ascomycota; Dipodascomycetes; Dipodascales.